AUGGCCAUCUCAGGGGACUCAUUAUCCCCCGGCCCAACGCCACAUCCUCUCAAAAUAUUCGACGCUGCCAGAAAACAAGAUAAAUUCGUAUACGCCUGCGCACCCAUGGUCCGCUACAGCAAGCUCGCCUUCCGCCAAACCGUCCACCAGUACGGCACAGAUCUAUGCUGGACGCCCAUGAUUCUCGCCAAAGAAUUCAACCGCAACGAAUUCGCUCGCGACAGCGAUCUCACGAUAUCAACUUCCCACCCUCAACCGCCUACGAUUCUCCAGUUCGGCGCCAACAUCCCCCUCGAACUGGCGCGGGCGUCGUCCCUCGCCGCACCCUUCGUAUCAGGUGUAGAUCUUAACUGUGGAUGUCCACAGGCAUGGGCGUGCGCAGAAACUCUCGGAGCAGCACUGAUGGAUCAGAGAGCCCUGGUGCGGGACAUGGUGACGGAGACGAGAGAGCGGCUACGACAAGACGGGUGGGCAGUCGGUUUGGAGAGCGACAUGGAGAAUCCGAAAGGGCGGAGUGUAAGCGUCAAGAUACGAGUGCACCACGAUUUAAGAAAAACAAUCGACUUCCUCGACACAGUCAUAGGACACCCUCAAGCCCGCAACGUCGACUGGGUGACCAUCCACCCACGCACACGCCACACACCCUCCACGACACCCAUCUUCACCGAAGCCCUGGAGAUCCUCACAGAAAAGUACUCAUCUACCUUGCCGCUCCUCCUAUCCGGCGAUGUAUUCGACCUAUCUACCCUUCCGCUACGGCACACCAAAGCCGACACGUUCACUGCCAAAGACACGCCUAGACCCAGCACGACGCACCUAUCAGGCUUCAUGUCCGCGCGCGGUCUGCUCACCAACCCAGCCUUGUUUGCGGGAUACGCCGCCUGUCCGUGGGAGGCGGUCGAAACGCUCAUGUGCAAGGUGGCGAGGGCGCCGCUGCCGUUUAAGUUGGCGCUGCAUCAUGUGCAGGAGAUGACGGGGCCGGGGAUGGGGUCGGAGAAGGGGGCGCUGUUGAGUAAGAGGGAGAGGGGGGAGUUGAAUGGCUGUGGGAGUAUGGUUGAGUUGGUGGAUUUUUUGGACGGGAAGAUGGAGGAGAGGAUGGGGAGGGUUAUGAGGAGGGAUUUGUGA
Messenger RNA from Pochonia chlamydosporia 170, 1125 nucleotides. Its product is annotated as dihydrouridine synthase 4-like protein. Gene Ontology annotation, molecular function: tRNA dihydrouridine synthase activity; flavin adenine dinucleotide binding. The transcript has 5 exons. The record is from RefSeq and is a predicted model, not a curated record. Gene Ontology annotation, biological process: tRNA processing. Lineage: Eukaryota; Fungi; Ascomycota; Sordariomycetes; Hypocreales; Clavicipitaceae. The coding region runs from base 1 to 1125 and encodes 374 amino acids.